Entamoeba invadens IP1 is the source of this 1428-nucleotide messenger RNA. RefSeq lists its product as hypothetical. The coding region runs from base 1 to 1428 and encodes 475 amino acids. The record is from RefSeq and is a predicted model, not a curated record. The transcript has a single exon. NCBI's taxonomy places the organism in Eukaryota, Evosea, Mastigamoebida, Endamoebidae.
AUGAGCGAGACCAAACGCAUAACGAGCCGUCGCUCGAAGUAUUUUGACUUUUCAUGUCCGUCGAACAAAUUUAACGGGGAAUGGGCGUUGACAUUAUACAACGCAGUGAAACAAGAUAUCGCGUCGAUUGAUCGAAUAUCACAGGAAGCAGUGACUGCUGUAGUCUUUGAGAAAACGACGCGAACGGGGAUACCAAAGAUCCGAGCAUUUUUCUUAUUUCAAACGCCUAAGAUGCUCUCGUUGUUACAACGCGAAUUGGAGAUGAGAGGGACAUGGGGGCUUCCUUUACUAAAUGCAUCAGGGAUGAUGCGAUGGGCUGAAGUGGGCCACAAAAUUGUAUGUAAGAAAGGCGUCAACAAACCAUUAAAAAAGAAAGACAAGUAUCAAUCGAAGACUACAACACCAAUACCUAAAGGAAGAGGUCGACCUGGUCAUUUCAAUCCCCAUUCAACAAACACCUACUCAACUCCUCUGGAACAAACACCAUCACCUAAUGCUCAAAGCACUUCAGUAAGUCGACCACUCCUUUCAACGACUUUAAAUGCAGUGAGUACGCCUGUGCAACAAACUACUAGCACUCAACCAGGGCCACUCACACAAACAACACUAAACGCACCAACGCACGAAAUGUCAUUUAUGCAAAAGGUCUACGAGACACGAAUGUCGGAAGAGCCUGCGCAGAUUGUAUUAACAAAGAAACACUACUUUGUCUAUGGAGAAAACGCGGAUGAGACUGCGCUGAGGAUUGCGGAGAAGAUCGAUGAAGACUACUAUGUCAAGGACUCGUCGAUGUAUUGGGACGAUUAUUCAAAUGAAGCCGUUGUCGUGUUUAACGGGAUUUCAAGGAGUAACGCAAGUCGACUUGCAGAACUGCCGUCGUGGAUGGGGAAAUACUCGAUGAAGGUACCGGGAAGGAUAUGGCCUGUGAUGAUUAACCCCGUUUGUAUCAUCAUUGCGUCAUACGAGCCGAUUGAAGUUGUGUUUAACAGCAUGCCUGCAGUUUUCAAUGCAGUGAAGGGGAAGUGUGAGCUUGUCGUCUCGAACGUGGACAUCGACAAGAUGAUCAUCAAAAGCAUCGGACAGCUGUUUAACGAACAAGAACAACGGAACUACAAAGAUGAGGUCAAGGAAAACCCAAUGAGUAACAUCGCGGCGGCUCCGGGGAACUCGACGCUGCAAGCACCGAGUGCCCCCAUCAGUGCUGCAAGUCAAUACGUCCCAAAACCCGCUUUAAUGCCUUUAGGAGAGCAAAAAGAAAAGAAGGAAGAAGUCUAUUCACUUGAUAUAAGAGUGAGAGAUAGGAGCAGAUCAAGGGAAAGAGAUAGAGAUAGAAGUUGGGACAGGGACAGAAGGGAUGACAGAUAUGAUACAAGGUAUUCGUCAAGAGAUAGAGAGUGGGCUGAUAUCGACUUGAAUAGGAAAUAUUGA